CUGUGGAGGUGGUGGCCCCAGGCAGGGGCAAACAGGUCCCCAUCCAGGUGGUGCAGGUGCUGAACAUGGUGGGUAAAGCGCUGCUGGCCCCUCUAUGGCACCAUGUGGCCCCAACAGCAGGGCAGCUCCACUCUAUGGCCUUCCUAACACUGGCUUUGGUGCUGGCGCUGGUCUGCUGCACCUCUAAUGUCCCUUUCCUGCCCUUCCUGAGCCACCUGCCACCUCUCUUCUUACGGUCUUUCUUCCUGGGCCAGGUUCUCAGACCCUGUGUGCUGGCCCUAGUGCAGGGUGUGGGCCACGUCGAAAGCCCACCAGCCCCCACCAACAGUACCCCUGGGCCCUCCUCCCAAUUCACUGAGCGUUUUCCCACCAUCACCUUCUUCUGGGCAAUGACCACCCUUCUGGCCACUUUGGUUGCAGCCUUCCAGGGUCUCCUGCUUCUGUUGCUGCCACCACCAUCGGUACCCACAGCAGGCCUGGAGACUGGCCUGUGGGUAGGAGCCCCAUGAGCAGGGAAGGAGGAGGAAGAGGAAGAGGGUUCACCUUUGCAGAAGUCACCAAGCCAGGCAGCAGGCACCACCCCUGGCCCUGAGGUCCACUGGCUACUCUCAGCCCAUGGCACUUGCCUGCUGGGCCUUCUGGUGGUCACCAACAUUCUGACCAAUGGUGUGCUGCCUGAUGUGCAGAGUUUUUCUUGCUUGCCUUAUGGGUGCCUGGCCUACCACCUGGCCAUGGUGCCGGGCAGCACCACCAAUCCCCUUGCCUGCUUCCUGGCCACAGGUGUGCUGUGCAGCAAGUACCUGGCAGGGCUGGUCAGUCUCUCUCUGUAGGGCAUGCUCUUUGGGACCUAACUGAUGGCACUGACAAUACUGAGUCCAUGCCUGCCCCUGGUGGGCACCUCUGCAGGGAUGGUCCUUGUGGUGCUGUUUUGGGUCUGUGUCUGGGCGUGUUCUUCAUACACGAAGGUGGUGGCCAGUUCCCUGCUGCAUGGCAGGAGAUGGCUGACAUUGCUGGUGGCUGGCAAGGCUAUUCGGCUGGGCCCCCUGCUGGGUACCAUUGCUAUGUUCCCCCACGUGUUCUGCAGCAGAAAGGAUUGUGUGGACCCAUGUGGACACUGA
Cynocephalus volans (Philippine flying lemur) is the source of this 1118-nucleotide messenger RNA. It is a transcript of the gene SLC52A1, whose product is annotated as solute carrier family 52 member 1. The record is from RefSeq and is a predicted model, not a curated record. Gene Ontology annotation, cellular component: plasma membrane. Gene Ontology annotation, molecular function: riboflavin transmembrane transporter activity. NCBI's taxonomy places the organism in Eukaryota, Metazoa, Chordata, Mammalia, Dermoptera, Cynocephalidae. Gene Ontology annotation, biological process: riboflavin transport.